AUACACGUCUACGCCUGGUAAAAUCCGAGCGACGGGACGAUAAGAAGCGGAGAAUAAAAGGACGAGUAGAUCCGAGGAAGAGCCAAGUGUCUCGUCAGCCUCGAGCAGUUUUACAACGCUUGUGUUCUCUAUUUUCUUUCUAUUCUCUCUCGGCGGGAGACUCGACAAACUCGAAGAUGCAGUCCAAGUUUCUGGCGAUCGCGGCUCUCUGCCUCCUCUCGCUCUACGUGACUCCGGCUCAUUCGAUCUACUGCUGGGUGAACACGAACAACGACAUAAGCGAUCGACAGCCGCUGGUGCUGCAGACCAACUCGAACGAGUUCCUCUACCCGUCGAAGGCCAACUCGAAGGAUUUGAAACUGAACUUCUGCGAGACCCUCAGGGUUGCCUGUCCGCAGGACAACCUGGUGGUCUUCUCUCGCAACCUGAACGUCUCCGAGGCUACCCUCCGAUGCUACGGUCUGAGCUUCUUCGACGUCGUGGGCACGAAUUACGCGGCGCCUUUCAAGCGCAUCGGGUGCACGAGGAUGCCCGUCGCCGAGGCCAACAGUACCGGCGCCAUUUGUCCCAACGGAACGAUCGCCCACAUCGGCUUCACUCUGAGCUCGUCGGUCUUCGUGCCGACGAUCGAUCAGAUUUGCUUCAACGACACCUUGGGCCAGACGCACUGGGCUCACUCGAAGGUCAUGCUGGCCGUGAGGAAGAAGCAGAAGGAGUCCGUCGGUGUGCCGACUUACCAGGCCGGAACUUUCUAUCCCAACAUCACCAUGAGCCCGAGCUUGUUCAGCAGGGACAGCGAGAGGGCCAGGCUCAUGACUCUGCUUAACGACUCCAGCCUCGUCGACAUGUACAUUCCGCUGACCGGCGACAACUACCUCGUCGAGGGCAUGCUGGUCCCCCGCUCGGACAUGUUCUACCGGGCACAGCAGGACAGCACGUACUUCUACAUCAACACGGUGCCGAUGUGGAAGAGCGUGAGAGACAACAACUGGAAGCUGGUCGAGGACAUCGUGCGCAAAACCGCCGGAAAGCAAUCGGCCAACUUUGACGUGUGGACCGGCGGAUACCAGGUUCUCAGCUUCGACAACGGCACCGGAAACGCAACGGAGAUCACCCUGACGACUAACCGCGACGGCAGCUCGACCGUCCCCGUGCCCAAGUUCCUCUUCAAGUACGUCGUGGACCAGGUGCGCAACCGUGGCGUCGUCUUCGUCACUCUGAACAAUCCCCACAUCGGCACCAUCACCAGCUCCGAGAUGAUCUGCCAGGCUCGCAGCGAAUGCACGAACCUCUACCCGCAGUUCAACGUCGCCACUAUGGGCUACACCUACUGCUGCGCCAUCGACUCCAGCAGUGGAUUCUACAACAUCGCCAGUAGUUUGGGUCUGCCGACUUUCCCGAGUGCGCAGCCUCUCAUAUGAUCGAUUGUUCAUUGAUUAUGUAUCGCCAUUGCCAUUAUUUAUUUGCCAUUUAAUAAACUAUGCUAAACCAUAAUACAUAUA
Messenger RNA from Nasonia vitripennis (jewel wasp), 1502 nucleotides. RefSeq lists its product as uncharacterized. The transcript has 4 exons. The record is from RefSeq and is a predicted model, not a curated record. Gene Ontology annotation, biological process: apoptotic DNA fragmentation. Gene Ontology annotation, molecular function: single-stranded DNA endonuclease activity; metal ion binding; RNA endonuclease activity. Bases 177 to 1421 code for a protein of 414 amino acids. Gene Ontology annotation, cellular component: nucleus; mitochondrial inner membrane. Lineage: Eukaryota; Metazoa; Arthropoda; Insecta; Hymenoptera; Pteromalidae.